This is a messenger RNA of Eucalyptus grandis, 2456 nucleotides long. Its product is annotated as ankyrin repeat-containing protein At5g02620. The record is from RefSeq and is a predicted model, not a curated record. Gene Ontology annotation, molecular function: protein phosphatase 1 binding; protein phosphatase regulator activity. The coding region runs from base 1 to 2151 and encodes 716 amino acids. Lineage: Eukaryota; Viridiplantae; Streptophyta; Magnoliopsida; Myrtales; Myrtaceae. The transcript is spliced from 5 exons. Gene Ontology annotation, cellular component: plasma membrane.
AUGACCCACAAGCUGGCGUCGCAUGUGACUCCGGUGAAGGAGCAAUGCAGAAAGGGCGGUGGUGAGGAGGAGGAGGAGUCGACCCAAUUGUCGAUGGCAGCAGAGGGAGGCCUGACCAUGGUGGUUUUGAACUUCAGGAGCACGUCCAGGUUGCUCCGUGUGAGGGAAGUGGAGACAAAGGGGAGGAAGAAGAAAAAGACGCUAUUACAAUGCGGUUUCGUCCUCAAUGAUUUUGGUGAGGCUAGCAAGGGCUCGCCGACCUCAUCGGCCACUAGUAAGGGCGGAUCAAAAGGUUCCUUCCACUUGAACUCAUUGCUUGUACUGAUAAGUUCAAGUGCAACUACUCUGUGUCCUGUAAACAAUAAACAACGAGUGAGAAUGCAUCUUGAAGUGUAUAGGGCUGCACAAUCCGGAGACUUUGAUUCCCUGAUCACAAUAAUUUCGGGAAGUGGGGAAGGCCUUUUGCACCAAACAACACCAAACGGGAGCAACAUUCUUCAUGUUGCAGCUAUAUGCAAGCAGGGUAAUAAUAAUGGAGAUACUCCCCUACAUGUUGCGGCUGAAGUGGGAAGCUAUGAAGUAGUUCGAGUCUUCAUUGACUUGGCGAAAUCACUUCAUUGGGAUAUUGAGAAUGAACAAGUUGACACAUACAAAGAGCUACUUCGAAAGCAGAAUAUGGAUAAGAAUACGGCGCUGCACCUUGCAGUAAGAGGACACCAUGAUUUGGUGGUGGAGUUGUUGAUUGAACAAGAUUCUCAACUGUGUGAUAUUAUUAAUGCUGCCGAUGAGUCCCCGCUUUAUCUUGCAGCAGAGCAAGGACUUUCUCGUACAACUGAGCUGAUUUUAGGAGCUUCCUCGUCAUCAUCCUCUCAUAAGGGCCCUAAGGGUUUGACAGCUCUGCAUGUCGGAAUGUCUCUCUCACUAACCUGUUGGGAGAAAAUCAUGGAGAAGGCACCAGAAGCGAUCAUAGAAAGAGAUGAUGUGGGGCGGACUCCCCUUCAUUAUUUCUCUUACUUUGGCAAAGUUGAAGCAAUUCGACUACUCCUGCAACACAAUACUUCCGUGGCAUAUGACUCGGACAAAGAGAAGCAAUCGGCCCUUCACAUUGCAGCAUUUCGAGGUCACAUCCAAGUCAUUGACGAGCUCGUUAGAUCUUGUCUUGAUGUUUGUGACAUGGAAAACACCAAAAAGCAAACGGUUCUUCAUGCAGCUGUUAUUGGUGGACAAGGGAAUGUAGUCAAGCACAUACUAGGGAUGCCAAACAGGGAGAAUCUUGUCAACAAACAAGAUGCCGAUGGAAACACGGCUCUGCAUUUGGCUGCACUUCAUAAAGAAUAUGACAUCAUACACAUACUUGCACAAGACGAGAGGGUGGACCGUUUGACCAAAAAUAAGGAUCAUUUGACUGCCCUUAACAUUGUUUCUGCUCAUGAGGAGACGGACGUCAGAGCUGCAAAUGUUUCUAGCCUAUUGGAAGGAUCUCAUGGAAUCCUGGGCUUCCAAGGCUGGUUCAUUGAACACGGUAAGAAGAGGUCAGAUGGGCAAUUUGUUGAGGGUGAAUCGUCUUUGUCUUUAACCACAGGCAGUCAUAAUGCCAACCGAGUUAAUUUCAAUUGGUCAAAUAAGAGCAUUAUGGAAGUCGAACAAGUAUUGGCAGCAUUAAUAGCCACAGUUACCUUCACCGCGGCCUUCCAAAUCCCUGGAGGUUAUAAGGGCGAUGGACCCGACCGAGGAAGGGCAAUUCUCGCGGGCAGGGCAGAUUUCAUAGUCUUUGUGACGUCUAACAGCGUGGCGUUCCUUUCCUCCCUCUUGGCAGUAAUCACACAGUAUCAAAAUUUUACGGUCGGCCACAUCUCCCUGACUGUGGGAGGCUGUCUUCGAGUUGCAAUAUUCGGGAUCGUGCUAGCCUACGUGUCGGGUGUGUAUGUUGCAAUGGAUAUAUCCACCAGGGGGAUCGCGGACAGUAUCUUUGAUCCUAUUUGCCUUGUAAUGGUCACGAGUUGGCUCUUAGUCGCUGGUCCUCGCGGCGUGAUUCUUUUGGGCUCGCAACUUAACUGGCUCAUAAGAAACAUCGGAAAGUUGUGGCUUAAGUGUAAGACACAAUUGUUCGAUUUCCCUGCGAGGCUCACUUCUGGUCGCCAGGGAAGCUAAUUAGUUGGGCCGGUUCUACAGUCCCGCGACCUUGUGGUGCACAGGGGAUCUUCUUUUUGCUUUGCGAACUGUCGAUUUCGAGCACUUCAUGUCAGCUGUCCAAUUUAAAACGUGUCAACGUCCACCGUUGAAUCGAUCGCAGGCAAGAUCGCAUUGCUCAAGAUGAAGGGUUUUGCACACCUCUGGAGGUUUGUCGAAGAAUGUGAUGUUCACUAGCAUACAAGCGAAUUGUGUUGGAGCUGUGUCUCAGUGCUGCUCCUAAUGUUCUGUCGUUUUAUUUAUUAUUCAGUCAAGUUUAUUUGUUA